GCUUCCACCGCAGAUUUACUUACCUCUCAAUACAUACCUUCUUGGUUGUCUAUACAAUUCUGCCCUUAACAAAAGCAUGUUGUAUUAGAACUUUGCACUCUUUAACAAACGUAAAAAACCCAACUUAUUUUAAAUAGUAAAAGUGUCUUUUAUGGUAUUUUCAAUUCAUUGAGGAACCAAAAACCCAGAAGGAACAUCAUUUAAUAACCCAUAUACUUCUAUUCCUUCUUCUUCAUCUAAUGCUAUUACGAAGGGCUCAUAUUUUAAAAUGUUCUUCAACAAAGUAUAUUAAUUUUGGUCGUUUAGGAUGGAGAAGGUUAUUUUCCAAAAAACCAGGUUCGUCUGAGAAAUUCGACACUCGAAAAGAGGUAUUUGAAAGCUUGAAGAUGCCAAUGUAUCCAUCCAUAUCAGACACGAAAAAAAUCACUGCAAUUUCAAAGCUACGGUCCUGGGAUAAUAUUCUUUUGCCAGACGCCAGACAAUAUAAUGAAGCCUACACAGUCUGUGGUAGAAUCAGUAAUCUGAGAUACGCAAGUUCAAAGCUUGCUUUUAUAGACGUUUGUGAUGGGCUGUUUAAAAUACAAUUGACUAUCAGUAAAAACAAUAUUACUGACAAUACCAGUCAAUCCCUCGCUUUCUCCCACAUCAUCAAGGCUUUUCGACGAGGAGAUUAUAUACAAUGUUCAGGGUUCAUUGGCAAGACCAGCAAAGGAGAACUAUCCAUUUAUGCAACCGAGCUUCCAAUUCUGCUGUCUCCUUGUCUUCACCAAAUGCCUACCAACCUUUUGAAUCAAGAAAAAAGAUUUCAGCAACGUUACGUCGAUAUAGUUGCAAAUCCCGAUACCCUUUGUGUACUAAAAAAGCGCUUUCAGAUUAUAGAAUGUAUUCGAAAUUUUUUCCAAAAGAAUGAGUUUACAGAGGUAGAAACCCCAAUGCUUUCACACCAUUUUGGAGGAGCUAUGGCUCGUCCAUUUAUUACAAACGAUGCUCAAAAACAGCCACUCUCGCUACGUUGUGCUCCUGAACUAUGGCUAAAACAAUUAGUCAUAGGAGGCAUGCACCGAAUUUUUGAGUUAGGAAAGAAUUUUCGAAAUGAAGGUUUAGACGCCACGCAUAAUCCCGAGUUUACCAGCUGCGAAGCUUAUUGUGCUUUUAUUAACUUGAACACAUUCAUUGAGAUGACCAAAGGUUUGCUAAGAGAAAUCUGCAUGAAUGUACAUGGAAACAUGAGCUUACCCCAUCUUGGAGUUUCUUUGGAAAGCGAUUCCUUCCAAACUCUUGAGUUUAUCCCAUCUCUUGAAAAAAGUCUUAAUCAAUCUUUAGGCACUAUUAAUAACUCUGAAGAGUAUCGCGAAUUUUUGUUAGACAUAUAUGAACAGAGGAACUUUAAGCUACCAAAAACACCUACAGUCUCUCAUUUACUUGAUAAACUUUUUGACUAUUGCGUUUUAGAACAUCUUAGCGAUGGUCCUACUUUUAUUAUACACCAUCCAGAAACCAUGUCUCCGCUAGCAAAGUCUGAAACAAUUAAAUAUGGGGAAACAGAAUAUCGCGUAUCUAAGCGCUUUGAAUUGUAUCUUGGAAAAAGUGAGAUUUGUAAUGCUUACGAAGAAGAGAAUGAUCCCAUGUCUCAGAAGAAGAAGUUCGAAUCUCAACAUUAUGACCGUACCGAGUUAGGGGACCAAGAAACACCUAUUCCAGAUGCUGAUUUUGUACGUGCGUUAGAAUACGGACUUCCCCCAACAACUGGAUGGGGUAUGGGUGUCGAUCGUUUAGUGAUGCUUUUGACUGGACAGAAAAGGAUAAACGAAGUACUACCGUUUGGAUCUUUACGAUAUAUUUAAUUAAUACCGUUCUCAUUGAUUCAUAAUAAAUUAAUCAAUAAAUAAAUAACGU
Schizosaccharomyces cryophilus OY26 is the source of this 1896-nucleotide messenger RNA. RefSeq names its product lysine-tRNA ligase. Gene Ontology annotation, biological process: lysyl-tRNA aminoacylation. The record is from RefSeq and is a predicted model, not a curated record. The transcript has a single exon. Gene Ontology annotation, cellular component: cytosol; cytoplasm. Gene Ontology annotation, molecular function: tRNA binding; ATP binding; lysine-tRNA ligase activity. The coding region runs from base 240 to 1844 and encodes 534 amino acids. NCBI's taxonomy places the organism in Eukaryota, Fungi, Ascomycota, Schizosaccharomycetes, Schizosaccharomycetales, Schizosaccharomycetaceae.